Rhinolophus ferrumequinum (greater horseshoe bat) is the source of this 5480-nucleotide messenger RNA. RefSeq names its product collagen type XVII alpha 1 chain (gene COL17A1). The transcript has 53 exons. The coding region runs from base 221 to 4561 and encodes 1446 amino acids. The record is from RefSeq and is a predicted model, not a curated record. Lineage: Eukaryota; Metazoa; Chordata; Mammalia; Chiroptera; Rhinolophidae.
CUUGUCUGGAAGCAAAGAACUGAGAGAUACAAGGGGGAGACAAGGAGAAGUGAACAUUUUUGAAAAAUCACUCAGCUUUAACACACCUUGGCUGGGUCUGGAUAAAAAAAAAAAGUGGGAACUGCAAACUUCUAGAAGAAAACAUCAGAGGAAGAGAGAGGGGGGAUUUAUUCAAAGUUGUUUCCCAUUCCUUCAAAAUCUCAAACUCGGUGGCUAUGGUAUGGAUGUAACCAAGAGAAACAAACGAGAUGGCACAGAAGUCACUGAAAGAUUUAUCACCGAAACUGUAACUACAAGACUUACAUCCUUACCGCCAAAAGGAGGGACCAGCAAUGGCUAUGCUAAAACAGGUGGAGGGAGCCGGCUGGAGAAACAGAGCCUGACACAUGGUAGCAGUGGCUACAUAAACUCAAGUGGAAGCGCACGAGGCAAUGCCUCCACCUCCAGUUAUCGGAGGGCUCAUUCACCUGCCUCCACUCUGCCCAACUCCCCAGGCUCAACCUUUGAAAGGAAAACUCACAUCACCCGCCAUGGAACAUAUGAAGGGAGCUCCAGUGGCAACUCUUCUCCAGAAUACCCUCGGAAGGAAUUUGCAUCUUCUUCAACCAGAGGACGGAGCCAAACACGGGAGAGCGAAAUCCGAGUUCGACUGCAGAGUGCGUCCCCAUCUACCCGAUGGACGGAGUUGGAUGAUGUUAAACGUUUGCUCAAGGGCAGCCGAUCAGCCAGCGUGAGCCCCACUCGGAAUUCCUCCAACACACUGCCCAUCCCUAAGAAAGGCACUGUGGAGACCAAAAAGGUGACGGCGAGCUCCCACUCAGUGUCCGGCACCUAUGACACAACUAUCCUGGAUGCCAACCUUCCCUCCCAAAUGUGGUCCUCCACCUUGCCAGCGGGGUCCUCCAUGGGAACCUAUCACAACAACAUGACAACCCAGAGCUCAUCCCUCCUCAACGCCAACACCUAUUCUGCAGGAUCAGUCUUUGGAGUUCCAAACAACAUGGCAUCCUGCUCCUCCACUCUGCACCCCGGAAUCAGCACCUGUUCCUCAGUGUUUGGCAUGCAGAACAACCUGGCCCCCAGCUCAUCUGCCCUGUCCCAUGGCACAGCCAGCACCUCCACAGCAUAUGGUAUGAAGAAAAACAUGCCCCAAGGCCCUCCCGUCGUGAGCACUGGCGUGUCCACCUCUGCCGCCUGUACCACAAGUGUCCAGGACGACCUCUUGCACAAGGACUGUAAGUUCCUGAUCUUGGAGAAAGACAGCGCGCCUGCCAAGAAGGAGAUGGAGCUGCUGAUCAUGAGCAAGGACAGCGGGAAGGUCUUUACUGCCUCCCCUGCCAGCAUCACUGCAACCUCUUUUUCAGAGGACACCCUAAAAAAGGAAAAGCAAGCUGCUUACACUGCUGACACCAGCCUAACGUCAGAGGCUAAUGGACAGGUGAAGACUGUGUCCACAAAGGGCAAGGCCACCUCAGCAGAAAACCAUGGCUACGACCAACAUAAUGGCAACAGUGGCUUUAAAGGUGGCGGUGGUGGCGUUGGCGGCGGUGUUGGCGGGGGCCCGUGGGGGGCGGCACCAGCCUGGUGCCCCUGCAGCAACUGCUGCAGCUGGUGGAAAUGGCUGCUGGGCCUGCUGCUCACCUGGCUGCUCCUCCUGGGGCUGCUCUUCGGCCUCAUUGCUCUGGCGGAGGAGGUGCGGAAGCUGAAAGCACGCGUGGACGAGCUGGAGCGAAUCAGGAGUGGGAUGUCGCAGUAUGAGGAGGAGCUGAUAAAAAGGAGCAACCAGGAGCGACUGCAGGGGCUGGCGCCCUCGGCAGGCGGAGGCUUUGGUACCUCUGGGCUGGACGGCCACAGUCAGGAGGCACUCUGGCUGUUCGUGAGGAACAAGCUGAUGACAGAGCAAGAAAAUGGCAAUCUGCGAGGAAACCCCGGACCCAAAGGUGACGUGGGAAGUCAAGGCCCUAAAGGAGAUCAAGGGUUCCCUGGGCCUCCAGGUAUCCCUGGGGUCUUGGGCAAACCAGGUCCAGAAGGACCAAAGGGACAAAAAGGCAAUGUGGGAGAGCCCGGCAUCGAGGGGCCAAUGGGCCAGAGAGGGCGUGAAGGCCCCAUGGGACCUCGUGGUGAACCAGGGCCACCUGGGUCUGGAGAGAAAGGGGACAGAGGGCCUGUUGGUGAGCCGGGGAUUCCGGGUCCACCUGGUGUCCCGGGUUCUGUGGGGCCCAAAGGUGCCAGCGGUUCUCCUGGCCCACAGGGUUCUCCAGGUCUUCAAGGGCUCCGAGGUGAAGUGGGACUCCCUGGUAUCAAAGGUGACAAAGGACUUAUGGGACCACCAGGACCCAAAGGUGACCAGGGUGAGAAAGGACCCCGAGGCCUCACAGGCGAGCCAGGCUCAAAAGGUCUGCCUGGUGCUGUGGGCGAGCCUGGAGCUAAAGGAGCAAUGGGACCUGCUGGCCCGGAUGGACAACAAGGCCCACGAGGUGAACAAGGUCUCACAGGGAUGCCUGGGACCCGAGGCUCACCAGGACCUUCUGGAGACCCAGGAAAGCCAGGUCUCACCGGACCCCAAGGACCUCAGGGACUUCCUGGCACCCCCGGCCGACCAGGGCCUAGAGGUGAACCGGGAGCUCCAGGCAGGAUCGUGACUGCAGAGGGAUCAUCGACUCUCACUGUCCCAGGCCCCCCGGGACCUCCUGGAGCCAUGGGACCCCCAGGACCUCCAGGUGCCCCAGGCCCUGUCGGCCCAGCUGGUCUCCCAGGACAACAAGGCCCGCGAGGGGAACAAGGACUUGCUGGUGAAUCGUUCCUUAGCAGCAGCAGCUCCAUCUCCGAGCUCCUCUCCGCCCAGGGUCUUGAUUUACGAGGUCCCCCAGGCCCACCAGGACCACCUGGGCCACCAGGACCUUCCAUCCCAGGCACAUCAAGACCCCAAGGCUCCACAGAGAACUUCUACCCUGGCCCUCCAGGCCCACCUGGCCCCCGAGGCCCCAAAGGAGACCAAGGUGAUCCCGGAGUCCCAGGGUCUCCUGGCAUUCCUGGCGGUCGCUCUCAAGGGGGAUCAUCAUCCAGCACCAUGUUCCUGCCAGGCCCACCAGGGCCCCCUGGGCCCCCUGGACCCCCGGGCUCCAUCAGCAGCUCUGGCCUGGAGAUUCAGCACUACAUCUCUGAGUACAUGCAGAGUGACAGUGUCAGGUCUUCUCUAUCUGGAGUUCAGGGUCCCCCGGGCCCACCUGGUCCCCCUGGGCCUGUCAUCACCAUGGCGGGUGAGACUUUCGACUACUCAGAGCUGGCAAACCUCGUCGUGAGCUACUUACGGACUUCGGGGUACAGCUUUGGCUCGUCUGCUUCCAUCUCUUCUGAAGACAUCCUGGCUGCACUGCGGCGGGAGGAUGUGAUUCAAUAUCUACGUCAGUACCUGACAGGCCCUCGGGGUCCCCCGGGGCCACCAGGCGCCAGUGGAGAUUGGUCCCUCCAGUCUUUGGACUACGCAGAGCUGAGCAAUCGCAUUCUCAGCUACAUGUCGAGUUCUGGAAUCAGCAUUGGGCUUCCGGGCCCCCCGGGCCCCCCUGGCUUGCCGGGAACAUCCUAUGAGGAGCUCCUCUCCUUACUCCAAGGGUCUGAAUACAGAGGCAUCAUUGGGCCCCCAGGUCCCCCUGGGCCACCAGGGAUCCCAGGCAACGCAUGGUCCAGCAUCAGCGUGGAGGACCUCUCAUCUUACUUGCAUACUGCUGGCUUGUCAUCCAUCCCAGGCCCUCCAGGCCCUCCUGGUCCCCCAGGCCCUCGAGGGCCUCCAGGUGUCUCAGGAGCUCUGACAGCCUACGCAGCUGAAAACAGCGACAGCUUCCGGAGUGAGCUGAUCAGCUACCUGACAAGUCCUGAUGUGCGCAGCUUCAUUGUGGGGCCCCCAGGCCCUCCCGGGCCCCAGGGCCCCCCUGGAGACAGCCGGCUGGGGUCCGUGGACGGCUCCUACAGUCGUGGGAGCAGCUCUUCACACAGCUCAUCGGUCAGCCGGGGCACCUCCUACAGCUCUUCCAUGGGCAUCGGAGGAACCAGUGGAGGUUCCCUAGGCGAAGGGGGAGCCUUUGGCCCGGACGGUAGCCUGGGCCGAGGCUACGGGGCAGCAGCAGAAGGUGGCGUGUACGCUGGCGACAGCGGCUCCUUCGGGGCCGGCUUUGCUGGGGGCCUGGAUUACAACGAGCUGGCUGUGCGCGUGUCUGAGAACUUGCAACGUCAGGGCCUGCUGCAAGGGUUGCCCUACACUGUCCAGGGCCCACCGGGCCAGCCUGGGCCCCAGGGGCCUCCCGGCGUCAGCAGGGUCUUCUCUGCCUACACCAACGUGACUGAGGACCUCAUGGACUUUUUCCGAACUUAUGGAGCCAUUCCAGGACCUCCUGGACAGAAGGGAGAGGUGGGCAUCCCAGGACCCAAAGGUGCGAGGGGCCCUGCCGGGCCACCUGGUCAUCCUGGGCCACCCGGCCCUCGAGGGCACAAGGGAGAAAAAGGUGACAAAGGUGACCAAGUCUAUGUUGGGCGGAGCCGGAGAAAUGUCGCCCUCAAGCCAUGAGCUUCCCUUGGCGGAACAGCCCGGACCAGUUCUUGCAAUGGUUUAUGGUGUUUAGGUCAAAAUCUCUCCAAAGGGUGAAAGCUGGAGUCUCAAAGUCCUACUGACACAGCAUUGCCAAACAGUCACCUAGAACACUUACUCUGGUCUGGAACUACAUGUAUAAAUAAUUCAGUCAGACACACAAUCUGAAACAGCUUCGCUGGGUAGGCUUGAGUAGUUGCUGUGCUGUAGAAGGAGACCUUCUAACCACUACCUAGAUCAGAGCUCGUCGGCCCCUUUAACACUUGCUUCAAGCCUCAAUCUAGGGUGCCAGUUACAUAAAAGUUGGCUCAGGACUCCUUGAGCUUUGCCUUAAAAAUGAGCCCAGUAAAUGGAAGACCAGGAUGGGAGGGGGUGCCUUCCUGGGGGUGACACUUGAUAGGGGAUGUGCUCUGGUUAAUGCUGUAAAGCUGUGCUAUCGGCCCUUCCUCCCCUGUUCACUCUGUACUCUCUAGUCACAGAAAAGAGUUGACUAAGAAGCAACUCUUGCAACUGAAAAAAUUAAGAAAUUCACUUCCCCUAAAGGUGGUAACAGGGUUUCUACUAGUUAUUUCUCACUAUGUAUCAUAUUCCCACUUGCUUAGAAACUUUGAUUGUAGCUAUGAUCUAUAUCCAUAGGUCAACACUCAAGUUUAUAGAUACGUUAUAUUGAACUAGACUGCAGCAGCAAAUAGGAAGAAAAGGAGAAGAGGGAAAACAGACUAUAACCUGCUGCUGGGGAAAGACGUCACCUCUGCUCUGCACUUAGCGAAUGGCAUCGGGGGCCGGGCGCAGUUGUUUUUUUAAGCAUUUUUCAAUGUCUCAAAACAUUAAUGUGGUCUAUUAGAUGAAAAGUGACUUCAAUUGUAAAAAUUUCCAAUUAAAGGAUUUUUUCCCUUUU